GGGAAAACAAAAGAAAAGCAAAGCAAAGCAAAGCAGCUUUGGGUUCCUUUCCCAUUUCAGCCUCUACCUUCCAAUCUCUCUCACCCGCUCUCUUCGGCAAACCCUCAACGCAAGAUCAAAUCCUUUUUGCCUCUAAUUCGUUCCCCGAAUCAAUCAGCCGGAGCUUAUGAUCUCGAAUUGAUUAAGUCAUUGCUCGCGUCAAAUAUGAUCAACCUGCGUCCUUUAUGUCUCAUUCCGUUUCAAUAGCUCAAGAUGAUUGAAGAUCAUUAUAAUUCAACUCGUUUGAAGAGACUGUGGAUGGCUUUUAAAGAGGACACUAAUGCAUCUGCGCAAAAGUCUUUAACCCGGGAAGACUCUGAGAUAUGUAAGACUGAAUUGGAAUCUCGUCGGUUUCAGGUAGAUAGUUUAGAAGCUGAGCUUUUGGAUGUCAAGGCUUGCCUUGAGUUUGGUUCAGAGGAAGACGCCAGGAAGGAGUUAGGUGUUCUUUCUGGUAGGGUGAGAACGACUGCGACAUUGUUGCGGUACUUGAGAUCAAAAGCCACAGUCUUGGCCAUUCCUGAUCUAUCUCAGAUGGUACUUAAAGACGGUGGUGGUUCAUCUUCCUGUGAAGAUACAUUGUCUGAAGCUAGAAGUCACUGUGGUGGCUCCUUGGGUGUAGAGGAUGGAGCUUAUACUAGUGAGAUGCUCCAGUCCGUAGAGAUGGUUACUAACGUGCUUGAGUUUCUUGUUAAGAGAGUUUCAGUAGCGGAAUCUGAGACUGCUGUGCAAAAGGAGAUGGUACUCUUGGGAGAGGAAGAGCUUAGUAAGAAGACGGUCCAAAUCGAGAAUCUGGCUGUAAAGUUACAAGAGAUGGAGCGGUUUGCCCACGGGACGAAUAGUGUUCUGAGCGAGAUGAGGGAAAGGAUUGAGGAGCUAGUUGAAGAGACGAUGAGACAGAGGGAGAAAGCUGUGGAGAAUGAAGAGGAGCUGUGUCGUGUGAAGAGAGAGUUCGAGUCGCUUAAAAGCUAUGUCAGCACUUUCACCAACGUCAGGGAAACGCUUCUUUCGUCCGAGAGACAGUUCAAAACCAUCGAAGAGCUCUUUGAACGGUUGGUGAGUAAGACGACACAACUAGAGGGGGAGAAGGCGCAGAAGGAGGUUGAAGUUCAGAAACUGAUGGAAGAGAAUGUGAAGUUGACGGCACUUCUUGACAAGAAAGAAGCUCAGCUUUUAGCUUUGAAUGAACAAUGCAAAGUUAUGGCUUUAAGUGCAUCAAACAUGUGAACAUUUGCUUAUUUCUUCGCUUCAUCUCUUGUUGUUAUGAUUUUUUCUCUUUCUUGAGACAAAGACAAUGGUUUUGACGAAGAGAAGAUCUUCCAAAUUGUUGCAAA
Messenger RNA from Brassica napus (rape), 1370 nucleotides. Its product is annotated as kinesin-like protein KIN-7K, chloroplastic. NCBI's taxonomy places the organism in Eukaryota, Viridiplantae, Streptophyta, Magnoliopsida, Brassicales, Brassicaceae. Bases 253 to 1263 code for a protein of 336 amino acids. The transcript has 4 exons. The record is from RefSeq and is a predicted model, not a curated record. Gene Ontology annotation, biological process: response to red or far red light; negative gravitropism.